This is a messenger RNA of Aspergillus niger, 954 nucleotides long. RefSeq lists its product as hypothetical. NCBI's taxonomy places the organism in Eukaryota, Fungi, Ascomycota, Eurotiomycetes, Eurotiales, Aspergillaceae. The record is from RefSeq and is a predicted model, not a curated record. Bases 1 to 954 code for a protein of 317 amino acids. The transcript is spliced from 8 exons.
AUGGGGACCGACAGCGCGUUGGCCAGAGGAAAUUGGGAGGCGGAGAAAGAUGCGGGGGUCCUGAUUGCUGAGGCCUCUCCCACGUUGGCUAUUGCUUCUCUCGAUGGUGCCUGGGAGUCUGCCUGGCUAGACGGGCUUCUGGCUGGGCUAGUUGACCUGGAUACCGUUGCGUCAAAUGCCUCUGCGAGCGAGAUGAGCUGGGCAACUGGCUUGUUAGGUGCAGGUUUUGACGGCGCUGUAGGAAUCUUGAAUGGGUAUAGUAGUGCUAUCCUUUCCGAAGAGUUGCAGAUGAGGGGGCUGGGAGUGGUAGGCGGCUCCGAGGAAUCAGGGUUUUCCAGAAUGUGCGGCGUUCCCGGGACGUCGCUGUCCGCAUGGAGAUCAUCCAUCUCCAUCAGGUGGAGGGGGAGAGCCUUUUGGUCAGGAAUAGAAUUCAAGAGGCAAUUGCUCGCUGCUCAGAAAAUCCAGCCUCCAGAUUGUCAGUGCCCUUCAGAAGCAGGUGGGGACCGAGGAACGAAAGAUAGCAACUCACUACGGCUCCCUAUCCCUCGCGAGAACUUGGACUUGCGCGUCAUAGCUGUCGCCAAAACCUAUGGUUUAAAUUCUCCGCGGGCAGUAAUAGGCAUUACGUAUGUGGGUGGAAUCGGGCUUUCCGAUCGGUAUUCAAAUCUGCGAUUCGCAUUGGCUGAUGCUUAUAAACUAGCGCGUGGUGGUGAUAAGUGGCAUCCAAUCAAAUGUAAGCAAGAACAGCAGGAUGCUUCUAAGCUGGAUACCACACCAUCAUUUACAGACAACCCUGAGUCCCAGAUCACAGCUGACAUCAACAAAUCUGAGCCGGCCUGCGAUUCGCAGCCCACGACUACCGAACCACGUGAAGAACGCAUGUUUAUGAGCUUCGAUACCCCCUGUAGCCUCAGUGUUAAGAGACACGAAGAUCCUGAGGAAGAAGCUCUCUGA